Molecule: messenger RNA, 1651 nt
Organism: Helianthus annuus (common sunflower)
Lineage: Eukaryota; Viridiplantae; Streptophyta; Magnoliopsida; Asterales; Asteraceae
Product: fructokinase-like 1, chloroplastic
Exons: 2
Coding region: 115-1473 (452 amino acids)
Biological process (GO): chloroplast organization; plastid transcription
Cellular component (GO): chloroplast nucleoid
Molecular function (GO): kinase activity
Source: RefSeq, a predicted model, not a curated record
UUGUUAUAUAAAAUAAUAAAACCCAACAAAAUUGAUUUUGAAUCUCCUUGUUUCCUGAUAAGGAAAACCCUAUCACAAAUCCACAACACUCAUGGUUAAACCCUAACCAUAACUAUGGCUAUUCUUCAUCAGUUUCUUCCAUCUCUCCAUUUUCGUUCCUUUCCUGCAAUUUUCACACCCAAAGCCUCCAUCAAUGGCGACCACACCCCCAAACCCCCUCGCCGCACCCGCAAAAAACCCACCACAACCAAACCUUCACCUUCAAAAAAACCCUCACCAAAAACCAUUGAAAUCUCAGACGAAUUACCCGAUUUCGACGACGGAAUCGACUUCCCAUACGAAGACCCACCUCUAAUCUGCUGUUUCGGUGCCAUACAAAAAGAAUUCGUCCCAACAGUUCGGGUUUCAGACCAGCAAAUGCAUCCAGACAUGUACUCGGAAUGGAAGAUGCUACAAUGGGACCCACCGGAGUUCGCACGUGCGCCGGGAGGGCCGCCGUCAAACGUGGCGGUAGCCCACGUGCGGUUGGGUGGGAGAGCGGCGGUGAUGGGGAAAGUUGGGGAUGAUGAGUUUGGGCGUGAGUUGGUGGAGAUGAUGAAUAAGGAGAAAGUGCAGACUAGAGGGGUUAAAAUUGGUGGAAGUGGAAGUGGGAGGACUGGUUGUUGUUUUAUGAAGAUUGGGGUUGGUAAGAAGGGGGAGGUGCUUGCUGACAAGGUCAAAGAUGCUGCUGAAGAUUUGUUGGAUACUCAUGAGUUGAAUCUUUCUGUGCUUAAAGAGGCUCGAAUAUUUCACUUCAAUUCAGAAGUCUUGUUAUCCGACACAAUGGAAGCCACUUUAUAUAAAGCAAUCGCGUGGUCAAAAAAGUUCGGCAGCCUUAUAUUCUUCGACAUGAAUCUCCCAUUACCGCUGUGGAAAUCCCGUCACGAGACACGGAAAAUAAUAAACAAAGCAUGGGAACAGGCUGACAUCAUCGAGGUCAGCAAACAAGAACUCGAAUUCCUUCUAGACGAACACUACCACGAAAGACGAAGAAACUACACCCCUCAAUACUUUGCAGAAUCUUUCGAAGAAACAAAAGAAAAAGGGAAAGAUUAUUAUCAUUACACACGUGAAGAAAUCGCCCCGUUAUGGCACGAUAAUCUCAAGUUUUUAUUCGUGACAGAUGGCACUCUUCGGCUUCAUUAUUACUCACCGUUGUUUGACGGGGUGGUUGUGGGGACUGAGGAUGUGUUGAUCACGCCUUUUACUUGUGAUAGAACGGGGUCUGGUGAUGCGGUUGUUGCGGGUAUUUUGAGGAAGUUGACUAGUCAACCUGAAAUUUUUGAGAAUCAAGAUGUUUUAGAAAGGCAGCUUCGGUUUGCUAUUGCUGCUGGGAUUAUAGCGCAGUGGACGAUUGGGGCGGUUAGAGGUUUUCCGACAGAGAGUGCUACUCAGAAUCUGAAAGAGCAGGUUUAUGUGCCUUCAAUGUGGUGAGAUUCUUGAUGAACAACUGUAAAAGCCAGACCGACAGUUUUGGUUAUUGUUUGGAGUUAGUUUAGGUUGUUGUACGGUUAUAUGUUUUAAUGUUUAAAAGUAGAUGUCUCGGUUGUUGAUGUGCAUUUGCGAUGAGAAGCCUCAAAACACCCUCGGAUUUAAUAAGACCUUCAAAACA